This is a messenger RNA of Exophiala oligosperma, 1149 nucleotides long. RefSeq lists its product as uncharacterized. Gene Ontology annotation, biological process: arachidonate metabolic process. The record is from RefSeq and is a predicted model, not a curated record. Gene Ontology annotation, cellular component: membrane. The transcript is spliced from 4 exons. NCBI's taxonomy places the organism in Eukaryota, Fungi, Ascomycota, Eurotiomycetes, Chaetothyriales, Herpotrichiellaceae. The annotation marks the transcript as partial.
CUAUUCACAUGCAACCGCUAUCGGCGCGAAAGUGGGAAUACCGGUGACCACGGUACAGGAAACAGAACCCUGCCUCUUCACUAAUUAUAACGGAAUGGGACCGCGGCCGCAGGACUCUGGUUACCGAAUUAUUCGGUCGCAGGAUGGGAAGAAAAGGAUUCGUCUGUGGGAGAUAGCAAUGUGCGGAUCUGCAGCACCGUGGUAUUUUCCAGCGAAGCGCAUUCAGGGAGUGGGAAGCUUUCAAGACGGAGCUCUGUGGAGGAAUAACCCCGUCGACCUCCCUCUAUGGGAAAUACCCGUGGUGUGGCCACCGAUUCGAAAACCAAAUGUUGUCAUCUCCCUUGGCACCGGGUCCUCAGGACCACACCUACCAACGUCGCACUCUAGCAGACUGCGUGCAAUCUGGAGAGAGGGCUUCCUGUCACGAUCCUAUAGAGCCUUUUUGGAAUUACUCAACGGCCAAAAAAUCGCCCAAGCGUUCAAGAAUGGACGUCGUACUGAAUUAGAUGGGCGAUACUUUCGAUUCAACGUUAAACUGGACAAGGAGGUCGACUUAGAUGAUACAGUCAAAAUGCGCGAGCUGGCAAAAAAUGCCAGGGAGCAGUUCUGUCGGUCGGUGGAUGUCGACGUUGUCGCGCGUUGUCUCGUUGCGACGCGUUUCUACUUUGAACUCGAGUCGAAGCCGAGGAGAAUGAAGGGCAAGUAUUCUGGAUCCGGCUAUAUUUUCUGUCGGUUGUCUCGGAAGAGUCCCGGGUUUGGUGAGCUGCUAGGACAGCUGUCCAAACGGGCGGCGAAAUUUAUAGUGGAUGGUCAUUGGACCUCUGAAUCGAUCGACGAUCGUUCAUUCUUCGACCACGCGGGACACUUUCGCAGAAGAGUCGAAUUUGAAACAAAAGACACAUUGUCCGUUCUCCUUCAAGAAGGGUCAUCGCAUCCUCAGCAUAUCAGUGGAUCUCCAUACGCAGUGCGUGAUCUUAUGGACAUGCAAGGUCUCAACUGUGAUUUUGGCACUCCUGAUCAUAGGAAGCGAAAAGAGCGUGAGGAGAACGAAGGCGAGGGACAGGCCAGGAAACGUCGUCGAGUACGGUAAUAUGCCAUGAAGGCUCCUAGAGCAUCCUCGUUUGGGACAGACUGGAGCUUUUCGUGAGC